AUGCAGCUUGUCUUCACUCCGACCUACGAAGCUCCAGUCAAGCGCUCUCUAAGCAAUCUCGGCAUCUGGCUAAUCAAUGGUACCCUUCUCGACACGUUCGCCCGUCUGGGAACAAUCGUUGCCAAUCACCAACUCCAGUUUGACGCUUUCAGCCAAUCCGGUGCCAUCUACACCGCUGGUUUCUCGGCCUGCGGUCCUACCAAUGCUCGAGUCCUCGCUCUCGGUGGCAACACGACUUUCUGGGGCUGCACGAGCGGUGGGUUCGCAAAUAUCUACGACGAGAAUGUCGCACCACAGUGCGUCGCAGCGGAGAUUCGCCUGGUU
Messenger RNA from Zymoseptoria tritici IPO323, 324 nucleotides. RefSeq lists its product as uncharacterized. Gene Ontology annotation, cellular component: fungal-type cell wall. The annotation marks the transcript as partial. Gene Ontology annotation, biological process: fungal-type cell wall organization. Gene Ontology annotation, molecular function: structural constituent of cell wall. The transcript has a single exon. Lineage: Eukaryota; Fungi; Ascomycota; Dothideomycetes; Mycosphaerellales; Mycosphaerellaceae. The record is from RefSeq and is a predicted model, not a curated record.